AUGGGCAACUCGCAAAGCCUUCCUGGCCAUAAUUGCCUCCUCGCGGCAGUUGAUCACCGAGCGAGCUUGGUCACAUUUCAGAACGAUGCUCUAUUCCAUCUUCGGGCGCCUUCCCUGUACAAUUUAGACGCGCCAGUGAAACCACUUGCAGUGACGUUUCCCGAAAACUCGGAGCAGAUUGCCAAAAUUGUGCAAUGUGCGGCGCGUCACUCGCUCAAGGUGCAAUCACGCAGUGGUGGUCACAGCUACGGCAACUAUGGUCUUGGUGGGCAAGAUGGUGCGGUUGUAGUUGACUUGAAGUCUUUCCAAGAGUUCUCCAUGGAUCCGGUCACCCAUGUGGCCACCGUGGGUUCCGGUACUCUCCUUGGAGAUCUUCACUCGCGGCUUUACAAUGCUGGGCACCGAGCUGUGGCACACGGCGCUUGCUUAAGCGUUGGCCUUGGAGGCCAUGCUACCAUUGGCGGCCUGGGCUCAAUGUCGCGCCAGUGGGGGAUGGCUCUCGAUCAUAUUCAAGAGGCAGAGGUUGUGCUUGCGGAUGGAAAGAUCAUUACAGCAUCGGCGACUGAGAAUCCAGACGUGCUCUUCGCCAUCAAAGGAGCUGCAGCCAGCUUUGGGAUUGUUACAAAGUUCAAGCUCAUCACUCAUCCGGCCCCGACACAAGCUGUGCAGUACUCUUACUCGCUGAACAUUGGCACGACGGCUCAGCGAGCGCGACUUUUCGCCGACUGGCAGCGAUUCAUUUAUACACAGAAUCUUACGCGUCGGGUCUCUAGUGAGCUUGUUGUGUUUGAGCAUGGAGUUCUCAUCUCGGGAACCUUCUUCGGGUCUCCCGAAGAAUGGAAAAGUUUGGAGAAGAAGUUGAAGUUUCCAGGUGCAGACAAAGGAAACUUGAUUGUACUGACAGACUGGCUGGGCAUGCUUGUGAGCGGGGCCGAGGAUCUCAUUCAGCAGGUUGCUGGAGGCACACCAUGCUCAUUCUACGCCAAGUCCAUGUCUUUCACAGACGCUCUUUCCGCCGAAGGUGUGGAGUCUUUAUUCACGUAUCUGGACUCGGCGACUAAAGGCACUCCGGCUUGGUUUGUCAUCUUCGACUUGGAGGCGGGCGCCACGAACGAUGUGCCCAACAAUGCCACUGCAUAUGCCCAUCGUGAUACGAUCAUGUGGAUGCAGUCCUACGCUGUCAGUCUGAUUGGGCCGGUUUCCUCGACAACGAAGGACUUUCUGGGCGGCAUCAACCAAGUUAUUGCUGCAACCUGUCCUAGUGCCUCGUACGGGGCGUAUCCUGGAUAUGUCGACCCAUUGCUUGAAAACAGUCAACAAGCGUACUGGGGUGACAACUUGCCGAAGCUUCAAAAGAUUAAGAGCGAUAUCGACCCUCAUGAUGUUUUUCACAAUCCGGAAAGUGUUCGUGUCAAUCCUGCCGCUCGAGCGCAGCUGUAG
This is a messenger RNA of Penicillium diatomitis, 1440 nucleotides long. Its product is annotated as FAD-dependent oxidoreductase. Gene Ontology annotation, molecular function: FAD binding; oxidoreductase activity. The record is from RefSeq and is a predicted model, not a curated record. The transcript is spliced from 2 exons. NCBI's taxonomy places the organism in Eukaryota, Fungi, Ascomycota, Eurotiomycetes, Eurotiales, Aspergillaceae. The coding region runs from base 1 to 1440 and encodes 479 amino acids.